ACUCACUUCCGUUCGUGCUCUUCUGAUCUUUUGUGUACAUUGGCGCUGUGUGACUCGAGGUCUGGAGGAAGAUAACGGGUGCUAUACCAGCCUAUAAACUAAAACAUCGCUGUUCUUUGCACUUGAUGUUCCUAUGUCGGUUACAGUUUAUAACCAGCUGCGGUGAUUCCAAGUCCGGCCCAAACCGCAUCUCGUCCACACUCGCAGAUGGGAGCCCAGUAGCUAGCUGAAAUUGACGAAGACGACGAUGAUGAUGAUGCAUCAGUGGAAUUAUCCCAGUGUCUCCGACUGAGAUGGAGCCAGCGACGCUCAAGUGGAGCUGCUUGCUAGCUAGCUAGCGAGCUAACGGUGCCCGGUUCACUGUUACCGAGCAGCCCUGGAUUACGUGAGCUAGAUGGGCGCUACUGCAGCUCGUUGCAACGUUAUCAGACAUUUACACCCAUGAGAGACACUGACCAUGUCGACUAGCACAUGAUGCUAACGUAACCGUUAAAGGUUAGCUACACGUGACAGGUUUUAUCUCAUUUUUAACCAUUAGAUACAUCUCUGGCCGUCCUUGGGUGCUUCAAUUACAUUAAUUGGACGGUGUGUGUCAGGAUGGCACAGCUCUUGGACGGGUCCGGCACACUGGGCUGGGUUCUGCUCAAGUCUGUGAUCCGUUUUGUGUUCAUGCUUUUCAACAACUGUGUGGCCAUCCCGUCCUACUGCUUGUACCUGGUGCUCCUGCAGCCGCUCAGAAUAUGGGACAGCACUGCUUUCUGGCACAUCGAAGGAAUAAUGUUCAAAUGGUUGCUGGUCAUGGUGUCUUCAUGGGGCUGGAUCGCAGGUUACACAGUAACGGAGUGGGGUGACGACGUACGGCCCAUCUCUGAAGACGAAGCCAUGGUCAUCGUCAACCACCAAUCCACAGGAGACGUGUGCACCCUCAUGAUGUGCCUGCAAGACAAGGGCAUGGUGGUACAAAAAAUGAUGUGGUUGAUGGACCAUGUGUUCAAAUACACCAACUUUGGCCUAGUGUCCCAGAUCCAUGGGGACUUCUUCAUCAGACAGGGUAAAGCUUACCGAGACAAGCAGCUGAUUUACCUGAAAGAUCACCUAGAGAAAUACUACCACAGCCGCGACAGGAAGUGGAUAGUGCUGUUCCCGGAGGGCGGCUUCCUGCGCAAGCGGCGGGAAACCAGCCAGCUGUUCGCCAAGAAGCAUUCUCUCCCCCACUUGACCCACGUCACGUUGCCUCGUCUCGGGGCCACGCAAGUUAUCCUAAAAACCCUGUCAGCCCAGCAGGAGAACGGCAGCGUGGGCAACGAGACUGGGACCCCUAACCAGACGGGUAAUAAACGUAAAGGCCUGCAGUGGGUCGUAGAUGUGACCAUAGCUUACCCCAAAGCCAGACCCAUGGACAUCCAGACCUGGAUCUUUGGCUACAGACCUCCUACAGUCACGCAUGUACACUACAGGAUGUACCCAAUAAAAGAGGUUCCCGUGGAGGCGAAGGCCCUGACUGACUGGCUGUAUCAGAGGUUUGUGGAGAAAGAAGAGUUGCUGACCCACUUCUACGACACAGGAUCAUUCCCCUCUCAAGACGGACUGAAGGAGGCAGUCUCCCGGCCGAUGGUCCUGGACCCCGUGUGGCUGUGCAUUAUCCAGUCGCUUGCGGUCACCUCCGCCUACGUGUGGUACCGCGUCCUCCAGUACCUCUACUGCUGUUUAUUUUGAGCGCGCUGAUGAGGCGAGAGUCUUUUUGUUGGACCACUGGAAAAGCCUCAGGAUUAGUUGGUGUGUGGCCCAGCAUCAUACCUGUCCCCCCCGCCCCCCCACCCCCCCACCCCCUACGAUGGAUGAAUGUACAUUUACAACAGUGGAGAGACUUAACAGGAAUCCCAAAAAAACAAACCAUAUGAAGAACACAAACACGCUGAAUGCAGAUACCAAUACAAUAGGAUACUGGUCACAGGCAUAGCAGACUUGCACACAGCCCUAACACCACACACUCACUCCAACGGCCUAGCAGAAUAAUCUCUCGCACUCGUCACGACACAUUUCGAUGUUUACACGUAGACGCUCACAGGUACAUAACUUUUUAUUCAAAGUGAACGAAACGAGGCUCAGGACUCCUCCAGAGGAUGCUCUGGACCGGACUCUCUCUCUGUUCCCCUCCUAGGCUUUAGCCGUAGUAGUUUUACAGAGUAUAAAGUGUGUAUGGACGCGCGAGUGAAUACAUGUGACUGGAAGCAUAAUGUCUGCCUUUAUUCUUCUUCCUGGCGAGAGUUGAUGAAGCCCACUGGACCUCUCUUUCGGCUGCUGACUAAGCCCGCCUGGUCACAUCUUCCAGAGCGAGCGGCCGUACGGACGAUGAGGCUGCGCAGCCCGCUGCUCCUCUGGCCUUCAUUGCACUAAGGAUCCAUACUGCCCUAACUGCUCCCUGUCCCAGGAAAUGUUCCUGUGUGGUAGCCGUCAAUGUUUUCAUUUUCUUUUGUUUUUCUUCCGUUAACCUGCAUAUCUCCACAACAACGGCCAUUGUAUUUGUUGUUGACGUCUUUCUGUCGAAUUUAUUUCACCCCCCCCCCCCUCCCCUGUCGAGGCAGUAUUCUGAGCUCACUGAGAAAGGAGGAUAAUGUUUACACUGGCAGCCCUGCUGAAAGCCUAAAGGGAUGGUGGCAAUGAUGCGGCUCUUGAUUUAAGGAUUUCUUUGUGAGGCGUUGGAGGGAGGAAGAGGAGAAGGUGCCGAAGUGCUUAUUUUAAAAAGAGGAAGAAGAAAAAAAAGAUGGUGGCACAUGAAGCAAGAAUUGAGUCUGAUCGCCUAAAGAGCAACUCCCUCGUUGUGGAUUCCCCUCGUUGUGGAUUCCCCUUUUCAUGCUCUGCUCUUCAACAGUCGUACACACACUUGACACAAACAUGUGCAGCUACACACAGCAGAGUAGACAUCUGUCGCUAAGGAUCAUCUCAGCAAGUAAGACUGAGAAGGCAGAGACUCUUAUUCCCCCAUUGGACUACAUAGUUUUACAAAUAUUUAAGCCAUAUGCUUAGUGUCGUCGGGUGGGGAAAAGAAAUGGAAAAAUAUGAUUUUUAUAGAAAGCUACCCUAAUGAUCAGCAUUCUAAAAUAGAGAUUUUGGCUUACAGAACUAUAGGUGUCAUUACUGUAAAUUUACAGCAUAACCUGCCUAAGUGAGUGUGUGUGGUUGUCCUAUUCCCCCCCGCCCGCCCCCCUUUUUGAUAUUUAUGAUUCAUGUCGUGUUGCUCUGUUACGUCAGAGUGUGGCGGCAAUUUCACCACGAGUGGUCAAAUUUGAUUUCAUUUUAAAUUACAUGAAACCGUCGUCUUCAUGUCAUGGUAUGUUUAAAUCUUGUACAUAACAAAGCUGAGGAAGAGUUUUAAUUGUUAGGAAUGACGGCAUCGUUUCUCUUUUUGUUCUGUGAUAAUUUCAGAGAAAUUUAGUUUUUAAAAAAGUCAAUGUUUUAAAAAAAGAAAGAGGAUUCUCCCUUCAUUUCUCAGUGUUGACCUUGGUUUUUUAUUUGUUUGUUUAUGUUGAUUUCCUGACUAGGAAGUCGUGUGCUUCAAGACAGAGCUACUGUACGUCCGUGUGCUGGCUGACACAACGUCUGCACAGCGACACAUGGGCCCAGUUUCAAACUUGUACCAUUGUACAUUUUUACGUCAUCAGGAUUUAGUGGAAAACCUUGAAUAUCAAGCCUUACCUGAUGUCCCGGUGGACCACAAUCCCCUAAAUAAUGCUGUUUCCUCACACUCCCUCUCGGCAAACAUUUGUUUUCAGGAUUGUUUCUUGGCGUCGAGCUCAAACCGGGCCAGCGAGGAAGGGAUCGCUCUUCACUGAGGAGGGAAGCUCUGGCAGGGCCCUGCAAUGACGCAGCUGUUCUCUCUCAAAUACACUUGUGUUGUGGUUUUGAGGUCCAUCCUGUAAUUUGCUUAGUCUGCUUAAAUUAGGAAGAUUAUAGGGGAGCAGCAAUUAUCAUCAUCAUCAUGAACAAAUGCAUAAAAUGUGCGUUUUGGUAGUUUACUGCCCUGCCUGCGUGCCCCUGUUGGUAGGAGCAGUGUGGAAUGAGGAGAAAAGGGCCCGACUGGGUCGGUACAAACUCUUUAAAUCAGGCGGUAAAUGUGAUUCAUCCAGCGGCCCUUUCAGAUUCCCCUCCGCCGUGAGAGUGAAAAGAAGCUUCAUCUUUAUUUUUCCUCACCUUCUCACUUCUUUCUUUUUUUUUCUUUUUUUUUUAUUAUUUUAUUUAUUUAUUU
Messenger RNA from Anarrhichthys ocellatus (wolf-eel), 4246 nucleotides. It is a transcript of the gene lpgat1, whose product is annotated as lysophosphatidylglycerol acyltransferase 1. The coding region runs from base 598 to 1716 and encodes 372 amino acids. The record is from RefSeq and is a predicted model, not a curated record. Lineage: Eukaryota; Metazoa; Chordata; Actinopteri; Perciformes; Anarhichadidae. The transcript is spliced from 8 exons. Gene Ontology annotation, cellular component: endomembrane system; endoplasmic reticulum. Gene Ontology annotation, biological process: phosphatidylinositol acyl-chain remodeling. Gene Ontology annotation, molecular function: acyltransferase activity.